ACACACACACACACGCACGCUUCUCUCCAUCUUGUGAUUCCUUUUUUUCCUUCUGAACCUUCCAGUGGGGGUGCGAGUUUGUCUUUAUUCCACCCCCCACCUCCCUCCACCGCCUUUUCAUCUCCCUUUCCUCCCCCUCCCCGGCUUGGUGCGCGCCUCUUUAUUUUCUCGCCUCUCUUCAUUUUUAUUUAUUCAUAUUUAUUUGGCUCUUGCUCUCUCAAUCUCUCUUUCCUUCCCUCCCACCUUCCCUCCCUCCGUAUCUCUGCUCUCUCUCCCCGGAGUGGCGCGUCGGGGGCUCCGCCGCUGGCCAAGCGUGAUGUUGCACGUGGAGAUGUUGACGCUGAUAUUUCUGGUGCUCUGGAUGUGUGUGUUCAGCCAGGACCCGGGCUCCAAGGCCGUUGCCGAUCGCUACGCCGUCUACUGGAACAGCAGCAACCCGAGAUUCCAGAGGGGUGACUACCACAUUGACGUGUGUAUCAACGACUACCUGGAUGUGUUCUGCCCUCACUAUGAGGACUCUGUCCCGGAAGAUAAGACUGAGCGGUAUGUCCUCUACAUGGUGAACUUUGAUGGCUACAGUGCCUGCGACCACACUUCCAAAGGGUUCAAGAGAUGGGAAUGUAACCGGCCUCACUCUCCAAAUGGACCACUCAAGUUCUCUGAAAAAUUCCAGCUCUUCACCCCGUUUUCUCUAGGAUUUGAAUUCAGGCCAGGCCGGGAGUAUUUCUACAUCUCCUCUGCAAUCCCAGACAAUGGAAGACGGUCCUGUCUAAAGCUCAAAGUCUUUGUGAGACCAACAAAUAGCUGUAUGAAAACUAUAGGUGUUCAUGAUCGUGUUUUCGAUGUUAACGACAAAGUAGAAAAUUCAUUAGAACCAGCAGAUGACACCGUACAUGAGUCAGCCGAGCCAUCCCGCGGCGAGAACGCGGCCCAGACACCAAGGAUAUCCAGCCGCCUUUUGGCAAUCCUACUGUUCCUCCUGGCGAUGCUUUUGACAUUAUAGCACAGUCUCCUCCCGUCACCUGUCACAGAAAACAUCAGGGUCUUGGAACACCAGAGAUCCACCUAACUGCUUAUCCUAAGAAGGGACUUAUUAUCGGUUUUUUGGCAGAUGUCAGAUUUUUGUUUUGUUUCUUGCAGCCUGAAUUCUGAGCAACAACUUGGGGCCAGGGAGAGCUAAAGUAGUUGCUGCCUCCCUCACCCCAGUCACCCCACCCCCGCCCUUGCCCUUGCCCUCUCUCACCUCUUCCAAAUUAAAUGGACUCCAGAUGAAAAUGCCAAAUUGUCGUAGUGACACCAGUGGUCGUCAGCUCCUGUGCAUUCUCCUCCAAGAGCUCACCUCUGCUAGCGCAGCGUCCGCGGUACACGGACGAGGAAGGAUAGUGGCAGACGCAGCCAGUGAUGGCGAGACCCAGGAGGGUUUUCCUCUCCCACACAGUACUUACGCCUUCUCCUUCAGGACUGGAUGACGACCUUGCAGGGCAUCCUGUCACCAUGUCAAGUCCAGAGGGGCGGUAUUGAGACUAGAUAUACUAUUACACCAUAUCCUCUAGGAGUGUAUAAAUGAACAGGCUUCUAAAAGGUUGAGACACUGGGUUUUUUUUUUUUUUUUCUUUUUAAAAAGAUGACUGUCUUAAAGCAUUCUUGACAGCAAAACUUGUGCUCCGUAAAAAGAAGCCUUUUUUUUCUAGGAAGCGGGUCGGGUGCCAGAAUGCUAGCACAGAGCAAGUUGUGAAAACAGGAAACUAGGUGUGGUGGGGUUAUGUGUGAGUGCCUCUAAUUUUUUUUGGUGACUGGUCAGUGCACACCAGAUUUUUUUUCCCUUUGAAUACAGAUCACCAUGGUGCUACAACUUCUUUUUUUUUUUUUUAACUGAAAGAGGCAUUUUUAUGAAUAAAGUGACCUUCCCCGAGGCUGAGAAGCCAGGGUUGAUGAGUGUACACGGAAUAGCUUUGGAUACUCCUCUGGGGGACAGUAUGGACCAAGGAAAGGAUGUCAGUGGCCAGAGGAGAUGUCAUUUGGCUUUGCUGGAGCGCCAGUGUGCUGUGGCCUUUCCCCGACUCCCACCCUAGUACCCACAUUUUGCUCCACACUCCACGACUAUGGGGGCUCGGACACCAACCCCUGUCCCCAGGACAGUCAGUCAGCACUACUGGGGAGGGCUAAAGGGAAAUUUGGAAUAAAAAUUCCAAAGCUUGGAAUGAAAAAAUUCAUAGUUGCUUUUAUAUUCUUUCCCUUUCUGACACAGCCUAAAGUUUAGGGGGAACAUGUUUAUCUGUGGGAGAUAAACAAGAUGGAGUCCCAAAGACUUUAACAAAAUAUUUUUUUAAAAAUCCACUAGAAUAGAAAAUACAUUAUUUAGAUAUACUUUAUGCUGAGAGUGAGUAUAUAUGCUUGUCCUAUUUAAACUUGUGAGAAAAAGUGGUAUCCCUUGAUACAUUUAGAAAUAUGGGGGCUCUCUUGUUUCAUUGUGGGGGCGGGGCAAGAGGCGGCUCAAGGCAGGGUGACCCUGUUUAAGGAACCUGAGCGCGGCCACAGUCACCAGGAAAUGCAAGCCUUGGGGUUUCUACUGAUGAGGCUGUCACGAACUGUGAACUCCAAAGCCUAGACAGGGAGGAGUGUUAGACCGGUGGGAGAAGAGUCAAGCCUGUUUUGGCUCUUGCAGGACACAACAACAGAAACCAUGCCUUUCAAAACAAAACAAUAAACGCAACGAUCAUAUAAGAUGUGAAAAACUGGAAGCAUUCCAGCACAAUAAGGGUGUUUUCAUAUAUUUGUUUUUUUUUUUAAAUGUACAUCUUAAAAAAAAAAGGGUCAUGUUAUGGAUUGACUUAAUGAAUGGGAAUUUGCUAAGAAUUGUGAGUAGUUCUGAAUUAGAGAAAUAUGUGAAUGAAAGGCAGCUGUAAAGGCACUGCACCCUGGAGAGUUGUACACAUGUCGAAAUGUAAUCUGGGCUUACCUGAUCCGCCUGGAGUGGAUGUUAACGCUGGGUCUGUUCGCACUUGGAACCGCGUGAGCAGGGUUGCCAGCCUCGCAGAUACCAUCGGCCCUGGUCCCCCGGACAUCAGAACUGCUCUCGAGUGGCCGAGUCUUAUCACAGAAGGCAGCCACCAUUUCACUGAAACAAAAGUUCACAGCAUUGGAUUCUUUUCUGCAUUAACUAGUUAUAUACUCAGUACUCUCAGUAAUACUUUUUAUUAAUAGUUACAGGCUCGUUGGUCCAGUGGGAUCUGGGUUGGGGCGGGGAGGGAAGAUACCUUCUAAAGUGGAUCACUAGUCAGAACCAAAAUAAUCCUGCAUGUUCUAUAACCACAAAGAAAUCAAAUGAUCCUGUAAUGAUUCCAGUUAGUCAUAACUACAUUAGCAGUGCUAAUUUCAUUUAGAAAUGGUGACUUCUGUGGUUUUCUAGCAUUUGUCUCUAACAAUUGAUAAAAUAAUUACUCAUGGCCCUCUCUGCCAUCGUCUUUCAUUUUUCACAGUGAAAUUAGACCCCUUUACUUCACCGUUGUGCCACGACAAAUUAAGUGUAAAAAAAAAAAAAAAAGCAAGACUACCCACACCAGUAGACAGUGUGCUUCUUUACUUAGAAGUGACGUCAUUGUAGGUAAUGCUUGCCACGGAGUUUAAGAAGAUGACUGGUAUCAGACGGUUUUCAUCUUGUCCAAGAAGUGCUGGUGGCCUUUUGUGAUGGUGUUACAACCCUCCGGGGGCUUAGGAGGAUGUCGAUGCAACUUUAUAGCAGCUUUUAAUUUCAAAAACACUUCAAAAGUCUGAAGGGCAGCCUUUGCCGCCUCUCAGCCCCAGUCAGUCAAACCCCAGCGACCUUUGCCCCUGGUUGCCAAGGGCUUUGCAACAUGAAGCAGGGAAAUAAGGAUCUGUCUGUUUAGUGGAUACCGUGUAUCCUUUAAUAGACCAGGUAACAGUUCGUGUUAGUUUAGACUAUUGUUUUGUACUGUACUUUCUUGGGUGGCAGAGGAAAGAAAAGUAAAACGUUUAAAAAAAAACAAACUGCGUUCUUUAAAUUCUGUAUUAUUAGCAACCUCUGUUGUAUAUAGUGUUUGAUAAUAAAGUAUUAAUUUGAUUCUUA
This is a messenger RNA of Camelus dromedarius (Arabian camel), 4087 nucleotides long. It is a transcript of the gene EFNA5, whose product is annotated as ephrin A5. Gene Ontology annotation, biological process: regulation of cell-cell adhesion; regulation of actin cytoskeleton organization; axon guidance. The transcript has 5 exons. The record is from RefSeq and is a predicted model, not a curated record. Gene Ontology annotation, molecular function: ephrin receptor binding. Gene Ontology annotation, cellular component: plasma membrane; external side of plasma membrane. NCBI's taxonomy places the organism in Eukaryota, Metazoa, Chordata, Mammalia, Artiodactyla, Camelidae. The coding region runs from base 317 to 1003 and encodes 228 amino acids.